Phytophthora sojae is the source of this 831-nucleotide messenger RNA. RefSeq lists its product as hypothetical. The record is from RefSeq and is a predicted model, not a curated record. Gene Ontology annotation, molecular function: protein binding. Bases 1 to 831 code for a protein of 276 amino acids. The transcript is spliced from 2 exons. NCBI's taxonomy places the organism in Eukaryota, Oomycota, Peronosporomycetes, Peronosporales, Peronosporaceae.
AUGGCGCGGCCGCCGCUGCCGCUGCUGAGUAAGCCGUCACUGCCUCGCCCUCCUCCAUCACAUCUGCCAUUCAGCCAUCGAGAGACGGCGUCACCUCGGCCUCGAGUACUUUUACCGCACUUUUCAAACUCCAAUGCCAGUACGACAACACUCAAUUCUCCUGGUCGGCUACUGCAGCCCGAGGACUUCACCAAGACUCCACUGGAGAAGUCCAUCGAUGAGUUGCAACGCGUCAAGGCACGGGUACGGGAUAGUUUUGCUCGGAUGAACCAGACGCACGAAUUGUUCGAGUUGGACUUGGACGACACGACGCGUAUCGUGAAUUUUCUCGAGGCUGAGCAACGCUAUCUCGCCGGUAUGUACGCGAAUCUCCUAGACUUCAGCGCUCGACAGAUCCAGCGCUGCUUCCGAGGGCAUAUUGGCCGCCGAUUGUUCCGGCAGACCGUCGUGGUGCGCGCUGUACUGCGAAUUCAACGCGAGUUUCGCGAAUUUCAUCGUCGUCGAGAGGAGACGCGGAAGAAGUCGCGCGUGCUGUAUCGGAAGGUGCUGCGAGGCCUACGAGGCGUGUGGGAACGGCACGAACUCACGCACGCUGAGCUGCUUACGCGCGUGGGGCACAACCUGCAGGUGGAAGCGCAGUGGCGAAUGGCGAUGGGCGUGGAGGACACGGAGAGCGACCUGAUCACUGCGUUGUACCGCAAGAAGUACAUCCGACGGAAGUUGGGCGCCAUCUUCCGUCAACUGUACUGGUUGCACUCGAUCGGAUGCUACUGGAGGUCGCUUCUACCCGAGCCAGAGCCUCCAGCCCCGGCAGCCAGCGGAAGAUCGUGA